This is a messenger RNA of Aspergillus steynii IBT 23096, 1224 nucleotides long. Its product is annotated as ESCO family N-acetyltransferase. Gene Ontology annotation, cellular component: nucleus; chromatin. NCBI's taxonomy places the organism in Eukaryota, Fungi, Ascomycota, Eurotiomycetes, Eurotiales, Aspergillaceae. The record is from RefSeq and is a predicted model, not a curated record. Gene Ontology annotation, biological process: mitotic sister chromatid cohesion. Gene Ontology annotation, molecular function: protein-lysine-acetyltransferase activity. The transcript has 2 exons. The coding region runs from base 1 to 1224 and encodes 407 amino acids.
AUGCCGUGGACUGUAACCAAUUCAUUCAAGCGACCCUCAUGGCGGGUUUACGACGACGACCAGCGCCCGGCGGCCAAAAAACGACGCGUCCAGCAGCCGUCCGGGAACGAGUCCGACGAGGCAGAGAAUAGCCUGCAGUACGCCAUCCGCGAGUCUUCAGCCGCCGUGCUGUCCAGCCCGUCGCGUCGCAACUCCAUUCUGCUCUCUGAGGGCACGCAAGAAGACGAUCUAUCGACCCCGCCGUCAUCUCCACCGCCUCGAUUGUCGCCUCCCCCGGCAAACACGCGAAAACCGACUUUCUCCUUUCUCAAGCGCAAGCAUUCUUCCACCAAGGACCCCGGGAAUGGCACGCCGCUCACCGAGGUCAACUCGAACAGCGUGCGUGCGUCGACAGAAGCCCCCAAGAAAAAGGCGGCCACGUCACAGCCCUCGCAGCAGCAACCGCAACAACCGCAGUCGCAGCAGCAGCCGCCACCCGCGUUGAAGCAAAUGCAGAUCGACCUGGGCCACGAAGUGCGGAGGACGUGUUCGACCUGCGGCAUGGAAUACGUGCCCUCGAACGCGGAGGAUGCGUCGCUACACAAGAAGUUCCACGACAUGAACUCGACGGGCGUGGAUUUGGGCAAGGCGUUUAUGCGAGCGAAUGCGUCGCGAUGGGUUUACGAAGCGACCCGUUUUGAGGAAGGAUACGUGGUCAUCGUCGAUCGGAAGGCAUCUCCGACCGCGAAAAACCAGGCCAAAAAGGUGCUGGAGGUGAUUGGCAAGGAGUUGUCGUCUCCCGAGAUCCAGGACGACGUCCUAUGGAGCCAGGUGGAAACGCCUAGACACCUACGCACGAACGGCUCGUCGGAGAAGGUCGACCGCUACAAGGUGUUUCUACACAUGAAGGAUAGUCGCUGUGUCGGGGCGUGCUUGACGGAGCGGAUCUGGGAGUCGCGGCCAGUCGAGAAACCGUCCGCCCAGCCAAACGGCACCGACUCGGCGGUCUCAGCCCGCGCAGAGACGCAUCCCGCCAUCGUGGGAAUCUCGCGCAUCUGGACUUCCGGAUCGUCCCGGCGCAAAGGAAUCGCCAUGGAUCUCCUCGAUUGCGUCGUCAGUAAUUUUAUCUACGGCAUGGAGAUCCCCAAGGAGCAGAUGGCCUUCAGCCAACCCACGGAGAGUGGCAAGUCGUUGGCUCAGUCGUUCUUCGGGGACGGCGAGUGGCAUGUGUAUGAGGAGGAAUAA